AUGACUGAUGACCAUGCUAAACCAAUAACGAACGGACUAAAAAUAAAUACAACAGUAACUCAGUUUCAUCUAGAAAGCAAUCCUAGUCUAACAGCUCAAAGUGCUCAUUAUCUAAGUGAACUUAUCAAAUCAACUAAAACAUUAAAGAAAGUUUGGUUUGAAGGAAAACCAAAUGUUAAUGACGAAUGGAUAGUCUUAAUUGCGUCUGCAUUAACAGUAGAUCGAUCAGUGCGAGAAAUAAUAAUGAAUCACAGUCGAAUAGGAGAUGAAGGAGCCAAAGCAUUUGGUGAAAUGUUAGCAAUCAAUCAAACAUUGACAACUCUAUGUCUAUUUAACAAUCAAAUAACAGAUGUUGGCCCAAAAGCAUUGACCGAUAGAUUGAAACAUAACUCAACAUUAGAAAGUCUUUCCAUCGAUGCAAUCCAAUUUUCAGAAACAAGUGAAGGUGGUAGAGCCUUGUUGAAAGCAAAAAGUGAGACCUUCAAAUAUUUAUAUUUUAACCACUAG
This is a messenger RNA of Rotaria sp. Silwood2, 507 nucleotides long. Lineage: Eukaryota; Metazoa; Rotifera; Eurotatoria; Philodinida; Philodinidae. The record is from the annotation of a GenBank genome assembly.